Messenger RNA from Ostrinia nubilalis (European corn borer), 1643 nucleotides. It is a transcript of the gene Cpr66D, whose product is annotated as pupal cuticle protein Edg-84A. Gene Ontology annotation, cellular component: extracellular matrix. The record is from RefSeq and is a predicted model, not a curated record. NCBI's taxonomy places the organism in Eukaryota, Metazoa, Arthropoda, Insecta, Lepidoptera, Crambidae. Bases 63 to 758 code for a protein of 231 amino acids. The transcript has 5 exons.
ACGUAAUUCUCCGCGAGUGUGUUGUGGGCCUUAUUUUUUAUUGAUUUUACUGGUGUGUGAAAAUGUUGCGACUUUGUGUUUCGUUAGUGAUCCUGGGGUGCACUUUGGCUAGGCCUCAGCAUCAGUACCAACAACAGGGCGUAGAAGGCAUCCCCCCUCACCUACUGAGACAGUACAUCGGACAACAGCAGCAAGCGCAACAGACGCAGGUCAUCCCCCGCCCUGCCGCCGCCGCCCCCGCUAGACUGCCCUACUCAGCCCAGAGCGAAGGUCAAUACCAACACCAGUACCAACCACAGCCCCAGUACCAGGCCCAGCCAGCUCCGCAGCCUCAGCCCCAGCCCCAGUACAGGCCUCAGUACCAGCCGCAGAGGCAGCAAGAGCAGCGCGAACCCGAGGACUUUGACCCUCAUCCUUCCUACCAAUUCGGCUUCGACGUGAACGACGACCAGUACACCAACUACCAGAACCGCAAGGAGCAGAGAGACGGUGACGUCAUCAAGGGCUCCUACUCCGUCGUCGACAGCGAUGGCUUCGUCAGAACCGUCACCUACACCGCUGACCCUAAAGAGGGUUUCAGGGCUGAGGUCUCCAGGCAGCCCACCGACAUUGUCGUCAAGAUCCCGACUCCCAAGCCCCAGUUCCAGCAACCCCAGGUCCACCAGCCGCAGGUCCAUCAACCGCAGCCGCAACACCAGCCCCAGCAAGCCCACAGGCAGCAUGCCCCUCCCCAGUACUACCGAUAUGAACAGCAAUAAAACUAAGUCCAGGAAAGGCGGAUCCGGAGAGAGAAGUCUGGGAGUAAUAAGAUUACGCAAAACUUAACUUUCAAAUCUAUUCGCGGUGAUAAUUUAGGGUCAAUUUCAUCGAUUCUUGAUAAAGUUCUAACUUAAAAACGCUAUCAAACAAAAAGGUUACUGGUUAACCAGUGAUUUUCUGCCAUUCGAGAUUUGUUAAAUCAAAAGUCAUUCUUAAUCUUAUUCAAGGACUUUACCAGAAAGUGGUGUAACAAGCCCCUAUACUUUAAGCUAAAUUUUACGUAUAUUGAAACGGACUAAUUUCGAAAAACAGUCAUCAGUCAAAAAUGGCAUUAGGUAAAUUUCCUUUCUCUGGAUCCACCGCAAAGUCAAAAAAAUAAUAUUGAUUGUAAUCUAGAAUUUUUUACUUGUCCUGUAUCUAGUCCUGGAUCUUACUUUUUCUUGAGUACUCAUUUAAAUGUUUCAUCUUUCUCCUUUACAUCUACAUAAUGUACUUCCAAAAGUCCUAGGCUCUUGGUUUUGGUAUUAACACUAUUAGCUUCUUCUAGAAUACAAUCAUUAGUGUUUAUUAUAUUUUUGUUAGCUUGCAUAUCUAACUGUUCCUCAGUCUUAUUUAAAUUCUUAGUUGUGAUUAUUCCACAACUUUAUCAUUAAGAUUACUUAAGUCGUUAAAUUUAGUGGUCAUUUUACCAUCGUUUUAUUUUGAUACACAAUUUAACCAACGGCAGAUUUUUGUUACUUUUGAUAAUUUUAUAUUAAAAUCUUGAAAUUUCUGAAAAAAUAACUUUGUGAUAAUGAUCGGUGAAAGUGAGUGUUAUAGAUGGUAAUUAGAUUUAAGUAAUAUGUUUGUAAAUAGAUAGAAAUAAAUUUUCUACCGACUGCAAA